CCGCCUCUGCUGCUGCUGCUGCUGCUGCUGCGGGGGGCGAUGAGCGCGGCGCCGGGCGCCCAGGGCCCCGCGACCGCCGGGGGCCCGCCGGGGGUGCCGGUGCGCUCCGUGCGGUCCCUGCUGCGCCACGUGCAGCUGGAGAGCCUGGCGGCCGGGCUGAGCGGCGGCGUCGUGUCCACGCUGGUGCUGCACCCGCUGGACCUGGUGAAGAUCCGCUUCGCAGUGAGUGAUGGAUUGGAGCUGAGGCCAAAAUACAACGGGAUUCUCCACUGCAUGACCACUGUCUGGAAGCAUGAAGGACUACGAGGCUUAUACCAAGGGGUAACUCCCAACAUGCUGGGAGCAGGGGCUUCCUGGGGACUUUACUUUUUCUUUUAUAAUGCCAUCAAAGCUUACAAGAAGGAAGGGAAGCUGGAAAGUCUCAGUGCAACUGAACACCUAGUGUCAGCUGCAGAGGCUGGAGCCAUGACUCUCUGUAUUACGAACCCGAUAUGGGUAACGAAGACACGACUUGUAUUACAAUAUGAUGCUGGUGUUGAUCCAUCAAAGCGGCAAUACAGAGGAAUGUCUGAUGCUCUUAUAAAGAUAUACAAGACAGAGGGCAUACGUGGCUUGUACAAGGGAUUUGUGCCUGGUCUGUUUGGAACUUCACAUGGAGCACUUCAAUUCAUGGCAUAUGAAGAUUUGAAAUUGAGAUACAAUAAGUAUAGAAACAGAGUAUCAGAUACGAAAUUGAACACUGCAGAAUACAUAACGAUGGCAGCUGUGUCCAAAAUAUUUGCUGUGUCAGCAACUUAUCCCUAUCAAGUUGUACGAGCUCGUCUUCAAGAUCAGCAUAAUACAUAUUCUGGUGUGUUUGAUGUGAUCCGCAGGACAUGGAGGAAAGAAGGAAUUCAUGGAUUUUACAAAGGAAUUAUCCCCAAUGUGAUCAGAGUGACUCCUGCUUGCUGCAUUACUUUUGUAGUUUAUGAAAAUGUGUCUGGUUUUUUACUUGGUUUUAGAAAAGAAAAUAAUUAAAGGUAUAAGUUUGUGUUCAGAAGGAAUCUAAGUUUGUGUUCAGAAGGAAUCUAUCCUUUAUUUUUUUUAUAUUUAUGAUCUGGGAUUAUGAUCACAAUGAUCAUGAGAUUUACUUCAGCAGUCUAUUUUGUCACUCUGAAUUGAUCUAAUAUUUUGAGGAAAGAACCAGAAGAUAUUAAAACCCUGCCCGCAUCUCUUCUGCUGAGAGUUCCUGCCUUGUUGCAUUUCCCUCUCCUCUGAAUCAGCAGUGUCUGCUUGAAACAGAUGUCUGCAACUGUGAAGUAGCUUUGUGACUGGGUGAAGGCAGCUCUGCAACAAUUCAAUUCAUCCUGGCCUGCCUGGAGUAAUGGACUAAUCUGUUUUGACAAGUCACAAAAUAACAGUUGGUCAGGUUGUACUACAGAAAACUUCAUAUAAAAGCAACUCUGGAAUGCAUCAGAACUUCCUUAAAUCUUUAUCUGAGUCUCAUGGAGAAAAUAUGUAUGUAUGUAUUUGUUUACAGCACUGUCUUCUGAAUCCAUCUCUGUUAUCUCUCAGGUUUUAGAUUAUGGAGUGCUCCACAUUCCAUCGCUCAUCCAACACAAAAAUGCUGUCUCCAUGGGGUGCAGUUUGGAAACUAAAGUUGUUUUGUAAAACAGUCAGCUGUCCAUUCCUGGUUUUGAGUAAUUGCCAAUUGAAAUCCAGUUCUUGAGUCAUACCAAGACAGACUUGCAGUGUGGUUGUUGGCUUGUUUCAGUACCAAACCAAAGUCUGUUGUGUGCAUCGCUGGCAACUUACUUCAUUCGUUUUCUUGCUCUUCGCUCCCCACGCUGACCAAGAUGUUCCAUCUCUGUCACAGAUGCAUCUGACCAAAUAUUACUAAGUAAAUGAAUAUUUGAAAGUAGGCUUAGUUAAAAUAUAGAUAUAUAUAUAUGGUUUUUCCUAGUAAUGCCAUAGUGAUGCAGUUUUCAAGCAACUUUGACAACAAAUAAGACUACUUAUUUUGGAUAAUAUUAUUUGAAAAAAUCCAUAGGUAGUCUAAAAAUACUGUGCACAGGACUUUCUUAAAAAUCAUUAAUGUCUUCUGAUUUAGUCUCAGGAAAUUACUAAGAAUAUACCAAUUGCUAACACAAUAGUAAGCAAAAUUACAGUACAUCUCAGUAAAUUUGAAUAACAGUGCUUCUUUUUUGGCAAUAAUUGCUGUCAAGGAUAUGUACUUUUUGGAAACCCAGGUGUUGUUUUUUUCUUUUUCAAUUCUUCAUGAAGGAAGUACGUUACUGAGCAUAGCAUCUGCCUCCUGCUAUUAUUAUGAAUGCAUGAAGAAGUAUCUAGAAAGUAGCACUUAACUGAGGAGGAAAUAAGUUAGCAAAGGUUAUUUGACAGGUGGGGAGAAAUAGUAAGUUUCAUAAGGAACAGAGAAUACUGUUCAGCAAAGCACUUGAAUAAUCUCUUAGAGAAGUUUCCUGUUUAACAAUAGACUAACCAGAACCAAAAAUUAGGGAAUUGGUUUAUCUUUUAUAUUUGGGAAAGUGCAGAAACGGCUUAGUAUUUUGAAUCUCAAUUCAGCAGUCCUGUUGCUUGUUUCUGUUGAUAAUAUUGCCACAUCACACUUUGUGUAUGCUUAACUUUUUAAAUAAUUUACUCCUUUUCUUCUCUAAUCCCAUCCUUUCUACUGUUGAUAAUACAUUAAGCUAUCUCAUCUGAAAGGGCAUGUGACCAUUAUGUUAUUUGUUUUGUUUUGUUUGUGUGUUUAAUUAUAAAAGCUUCCAUGUACAUUUAACAUCAAAUUUACUGGAAGUUUACCUUGCAAAUUACUGCAUAGAGCCCUAUCAGCUACUACCUUCUUUUGCCUCUCUUUGGAAGCUUUUUAUUUGGGUUUGCGUUUUCUAGUAUUCAGGAUUCAAAAUACAUUGUGAAGACAUAGGAAUAAACCAUACAAAAAUAAUAAAAGUUGUGCAGUGAC
Messenger RNA from Oxyura jamaicensis (ruddy duck), 2959 nucleotides. RefSeq names its product solute carrier family 25 member 32 (gene SLC25A32). Gene Ontology annotation, biological process: folate import into mitochondrion; nucleotide transport. Gene Ontology annotation, cellular component: mitochondrion. The transcript is spliced from 7 exons. The record is from RefSeq and is a predicted model, not a curated record. Gene Ontology annotation, molecular function: folic acid transmembrane transporter activity; FAD transmembrane transporter activity. NCBI's taxonomy places the organism in Eukaryota, Metazoa, Chordata, Aves, Anseriformes, Anatidae. The coding region runs from base 40 to 1017 and encodes 325 amino acids.